UCAAUGUACAGAUAUCGUCACAGGAGGAUUUCAUCAAGAAUAUUUUCUUAUUGGUGUCGAUACUAAUGGUACUUUUGCUUAUGGUUUUACGGAUUCAUUUGUAUUCAAAUUAGAUAUUUAUGCUAAUAAUAUUACAAUAAAUGUUACGACAAGCUCUGUUUGGCCAUCUUCAGGUUUUAUUCCACAUGCUAUCGAUGUAGCUAGUACAUGGGCAGUAGUUGCUGGUUAUGGAUAUGCAGAUGAAGUGAAAAAAAAUUAUGCAGCACUUGGAUGUUUGAUUAAUCUUUCUAUGAUAACAAAUGCAUCUUGUACACCUUUGACUUCUGAAACAACAUACCUGGUACCAGCAAAUGUUAUCUCAUACAAUGAACUUUAUGAAUUAUCAGUUGCUAUUCGUGGUGAAAGAAUUCUUGCUGGAGUGCCUCGUCUUUCAACAUUUGUCAUUAUUAAAAACCUUGGAUCAUCAUUAAAUGUUACUGAUAUACAUACAUUAUCUUAUCUUGAUGCUUCUUCAUUUGGUCGUGUCGUAGACUGGGCGGAUGAUACAACAAUUGCUGUGUUAGUUCAAGAUUCAGAAACAACACCUUGGUCGAAAUCACAAGUAUUCUUUUAUGGUGAACGUUCGGUUAACUUAACUUCGCCGAUCUUUACUUUUCCUAAUAAUCAACAAAUAUUGGGUAGUCGUUUGUCACGUCCUUCUUUUGCUCGAUUUGGUAUUACAAGUGGAGGUAAUAUGGCCAUACUUACAGACAAUGCUGAUAUUUUAAUUAUUCCUGUUGCUUCUGCUGGUUAUACAUCGACAUGGAUUGAUACUACAGCUCGUACAUAUUUUUUCGUAUUGCAACCAAAUCUCUGUAUUGGUGGUACAUAUAAAAAUCGUUCAAGUUUAGGUCCAUGUCAAAUUUGUCCUCCACAUACUCGAAAUUCUGGCACAUUUGUUGAUGGAGUUCUUCAAUGUAUACCAUGUUCAAAUGAUUCAUCAACUUCAUUUUGUCCACUAGCAUCAUUAGUUGAUGUUGACUUGAGUACAGUACCUUCUUAUAGUCAAGCAGUUGCCUAUCCUGAAACAGGUGGUACAACAGAUAUGGAAGAUCUUCUAUUAAAAAAUAUGUUCCAACUUAAUUCUAAUUCACGCUGUUUACUUAUUUCUCCUAUUCUUUGGACUAUAGUUGUCAUGGGUUUAUGCAUUUUCAUUUUUCUAUUUAUGAUUACCAUUAAGUUAUGUGAAUGCCAACAAUGUGCACAAUGUCGAAGAAAAGCAAAGAAAAUUUUUACACAUACAGAUAUCAUUGGUGAAGGUGACAAGUGGGUUGGUGGAUUGGCAACAUUGGCUAUGCUUGUUCUUGUUUCAUUUUCAUAUUGGUUUUCCACAUCAUUUAUAAGACGUUAUCCAAUCGAAGAAGUUUUUGACCCAGCUACAUUUGCUUGUGAUCA
Molecule: messenger RNA, 1434 nt
Organism: Rotaria sp. Silwood1
Lineage: Eukaryota; Metazoa; Rotifera; Eurotatoria; Philodinida; Philodinidae
Source: the annotation of a GenBank genome assembly